Lathyrus sativus (Indian pea) is the source of this 2016-nucleotide messenger RNA. Lineage: Eukaryota; Viridiplantae; Streptophyta; Magnoliopsida; Fabales; Fabaceae. The record is from the annotation of a GenBank genome assembly.
AUGGCAACGUACUAUCAUGGUAAUUCUGAAAUUCAAUCUGGUGGCGGUGGCGGCGGUGCCGACGGACUUCAAACACUUGUUCUCAUGAAUCCAGGUUAUAUACAAUACUCAGACACGACACAGCAACCACAGGCUCAAUCUCAACCACCUUCUCACGCCGCGGCAUCCGGUAACUAUGUUUUUCUCAACUCGACUGCCGCUGAAAACAACUCCUUCUCACCUCACGCGCCGCCUUCCAACACACAACAAUUUGUCGGCAUCCCACUCAACCACCAGCACCAACAUCAAAUCCACGCCCACCACGAGGUUGUCCCUUCGUUGCAUGGAUUCCUUCCGCACAUGCAGUACAAUCAGUGGAACACAAUUGACCCUUCCACGGCGGCGCGUGAAACACCACGCGCUCAGCAAGGAUUGUCUUUGAGCCUAUCUUCCCAGCCGGCACGGUUUAUGUCUUUUCGAGAAGGUCAGGCGGGGGGUAUUUCCGGUGGCGGAUCGCCGUCUCCGGCUUCUGGUAUUACUAAUAACGGAAACUCCGGGAUUCAGGUUCUGAGUUCGAAAUAUUUAAGGGCGGCGCAUGAGCUUUUAGAAGAGGUUGUGAAUGUGAAUAGUGGUGUUGAAUUGGGGAAGAAGAACAAGAUGAAUAUCGGAGAAUCGUCAGGUGUUGGUAGUGGAGGAGAUGGUUCAAUUAUCGGCGGCGGUGAGGGAAGUGGCGGGAAGCGUAGCUCUGAGCUAUCAACGGCGGAGAGACAAGAAAUACAAAUGAAGAAAGCUAAGCUAAUUACAAUGCUUGAUGAGGUGGAGCAAAGAUACAGACAGUACCACCAUCAGAUGGAGGUUGUGGUUUCGUCCUUCGAGCAAGCAGCCGGAAUCGGUUCAGCCCGAGCCUACACUGCCCUCGCAUUGCAAACAAUUUCGAAGCAAUUUCGGUGUUUGAAAGAUGCAAUAACAGGACAAGUUAGAGGUAUAAAUAAGAGCUUGGGAGAAGAGGAUUGUUUUGGAGGUAAAAUAGAAGGUUCAAGGCUGAAAUAUGUUGAUCAUCAAUUGCGUCAACAACGUGCUUUACAACAGUUGGGAAUGAUCCAGCAUAAUGCUUGGAGACCCCAAAGAGGAUUGCCUGAAAGAUCUGUUUCUGUUCUUCGUGCUUGGCUCUUUGAACAUUUCCUUCACCCUUAUCCCAAGGACUCAGACAAGCACAUGCUUGCAAAACAAACAGGACUUACUAGGAGUCAGGUUUCGAAUUGGUUUAUAAAUGCUCGAGUUCGACUUUGGAAGCCAAUGGUGGAAGAAAUGUACUUGGAAGAAAUGAAAGAGAAUGAACUAAAUGCAUCAGAUGAUAAAUCAAGCAAGAGCAAUGAAGAUUCUUCAAUGAAAAUAACACCCUCUCAAGAGAAAGCUCUUAUUACCUCUGAAACAGAACCUAGAGGUUAUAAUUCAACACAAGACAUUUCAAAGAACCAAGAAACUCAAAUAAUUUCUGUUUCUAGACCACAAACAUCAUCACUUGUUGGAAAUGUUCGGAACAAUUCAGGUUUCAGUUUCAUAGGAUCGUCGGAACUAGAAGGUAUACCACAAACAAGUCCUAAGAAACCGAGGAAUCACGAACUCAUGCACACUCCUAAUAGUUUCAUUGAUGUGAAACACAACGAGGCAAGUAAUGAGCUGAAAUUUGGUGAUGAGAGACAAAGUAGAGACGGUUACUCUUUCAUGGGAAACCAAACAAAUUUCAUGGGUGGAUUUGGACAGUACCCGAUUGGCGAUAUUGGUAGGUUUGAUUCAGAACAAUUCACACCAAGGUUUUCAAGUAACGGUGUUUCGCUCACUCUUGGUCUUGAUUCAAUACAAGGAAAUCAUCAAACAUUUUUACCAAACCAAAAUAUUCAACUAGGAAGAAACAUUGAUAUAAGUGAAACAAAUGAGUUUGGUUCCAUAAACACUUCUUCUCCUCAAUAUGAGAGUAUCAACAUGCAAAAUCCAAAAAGGUUUGCUGCACAAUUGUUGCCUGAUUUUGUGGCAUAA